Molecule: messenger RNA, 3202 nt
Organism: Micropterus salmoides (largemouth bass)
Lineage: Eukaryota; Metazoa; Chordata; Actinopteri; Centrarchiformes; Centrarchidae
Gene: arl13b
Product: ADP-ribosylation factor-like 13b
Exons: 10
Coding region: 508-1725 (405 amino acids)
Biological process (GO): non-motile cilium assembly; receptor localization to non-motile cilium
Cellular component (GO): motile cilium; ciliary membrane; non-motile cilium
Molecular function (GO): GTP binding; GTPase activity
Source: RefSeq, a predicted model, not a curated record
CGUCCGCAGCCUAGCAGCAGACCUGACGGCGUAAACAAAGCAGACAGCUAUAAUUGAGCUAACGCUAAGUGACUAUUGUUUCGUGGCUAAAAUACUUACUGUAGCUGCAAUAGGUUAUAUACGAAACCCCGUUUUAAUGUAAUGGUGAGCACAACUUUCAUUCGCACGGUAAAGGACUUACUCAUGGGCUGAGGCUGAAACUAAACGAGUUAACAAGGUGUCGUUAUCGCUAGCUACAUUAGCUUUAGCUAAUAACGGGACUCGGAUUUUGUAGUUCUGAAAAUCGAUUUUAACUAACAUUUAUCGACAACAUAUGGCAACAGCCACUUUGUUUAUCAGCGCUGGUUACGCCGAUCAUUUUUAAAAAGCUGCUAACGUUGACGCUAUCACGAGUUAGCUUGCUAUGUAGAUAAUUUAGGCGAUCAGCUGUUUAAACAGGGUUGGCUAGUGGUGUGGCGAUUCUGGCUAGAUGACCACUUGAUUGCAGUCAUCUGGCCUCCGACUGCGAUGUUUAGCCUGAUGGCGAAUUGCUGCAACUGGCUGAAACGCUGGCGGGAGCCUGCAAGGAAAGUGACUCUGGUUAUGGUGGGACUGGAUAAUGCAGGGAAGACAGCCACAGUAAGAGGAAUCCAAGGAGAGAAUCCCCAGGAUGUAGCUCCUACAGUGGGGUUUUCCAAGGUUGACCUAAAGCAGGGCAAGUUUGAGGUGACUAUCUUUGACCUGGGUGGCGGGAAGAGAAUCCGGGGCAUAUGGAAGAACUACUAUUCAGAGUCGCACGGUGUGGUGUUUGUGGUGGACUCCAGCGAUGUCCAGAGGAUCCAGGAGACACGGGACACCAUGGCCGAGGUCCUCCAGCACCCGCGCAUCGCAGGGAAACCUGUGCUAGUGCUUGCCAACAAACAAGACCAGGAGGGAGCGUUGGCUGAAGCAGACAUUAUUGAGAACCUGUCGUUAGAGAAGCUUGUUAACGAGAACAAGUGUCUCUGUCAGAUCGAGCCAUGCUCGGCAGUUCUGGGCUAUGGCAAAAAGGUUGACAAGUCCAUCAAGAAGGGCCUGAAGUGGCUCCUCAACAACAUCGCCAAGGACUACGAGGCCAUUACUGAGCGCGUGCAGAAGGACACGGCCGAGCAGCGUGCUCAGGAGGACCAGGACAAGAAGGAGAGGGCGGAAAGAGUAAGGCGGAUACGAGAGGAGAGAGAACGGCAGGAGCGGGAAGAGGCAGAACGUGAGGGCAGGCAGAUCCAGGAGGAGGAGCCUGAUGAUGAAAACAUGCACAGCCCCUUCCAACCAAUCAGCAACGCGAUCUCUGAGAGCGAGGAUAAAGAAAAGGAGAAGACGAUGCAGGAGGCCCGGGCCAACAGCCCGAACACAAACGAUGAUCAAGAGGAGGAUGAGGACGACAACGAUGAAGAGCCAGAUGACACUAGACAAACAGCAGGAAAUGCCAGUUCAGCCACAACAGGCGAGCAAGACAAGAAGAAGACGACGAGGAAGCUGCACCUGAAGAGGAAGCACAGGGUGGACCCGCUGAGGACCGAGGACGGGCCAACACAGAGCCCCACCCCUCCACCUCCUCCAGUGGGAUGGGCUACACCCAAAGUUUCUAGGCUGCCAAAACUAGAGCCACUCGGGGACUCGAGACAUUCUGAAUUUUACAAGAAGCCUCUCCCGCCUCUUGCGAACAGGCCGCGGCCUAACGGUGACGCUCAUGACAUCAUUUUUUAACCUCCUCCAAUCACAGCUCUCCCCCUUUUUUAUUUUCUUUUAUUUUGCUUUGUGUCUCAAGCGAGCGGUGUGUAGACAACCAAGCACAGAGACACUGCAGACAAGACGGACGACUCCUGCCACGGGAGCCGGUGAGCGCUGAAGUGCGACGGACACGGAACCCUGGAGCAACAUGGAAAAUGAAGACCUGCUCAGAAGCUGUUGUAUGGUUUCACAAGCUCACACAACUCAGUGUAAAUCGCCGAACCUGUAUGAACUGAUUUUAUGUCAGGUUCUUUCUUCACUUGACGUAAGCAUGUUUGGUGCGGAACUUUUUCCGCAACUGUAGACUGAAACUUUAUUUUUUAUUGUUUAUAUCAGUGUUAGACAGCGUGGACCCCAUUUGUCCAGCUGAGAUGCUUUUAAUUGACAAAGAAUGUAAAUAUGUCCGCUAUAACCUUUAUAUAUGUUUAUCUGUUACUGAAUAAUGGAUUUGUAUACACGGCGCCAUUAAAAAUGAUCAUAUUUUAGUUAUUUAUAUAUUUUGCACCUUUGGUUUUGUAGUGUAAACAAAGGUGUAUAUGAUAUCGGGGGAUGAACCUGAAUAUAGAGGUCUUAAGUUUUUGUUUUUUUCCACAGCUGAGUGUUUUAAACGCCAUCUUUUUCAAGUCAGAAACACUUCCCUUUUUUAUUAGUUAUGUGAAAUGAGGACGAGUCACAGCUUGCAAGUGGAAGUAGGUGAAAUGUGUGUCACUUGCUACACUACACUGUACUGUAAAUGGAUGUUACACUAAAUCAUGAUUGUUAAUUGGUCAUAUUUACGUACUGCAAAGUUUUUAUGGCUUUGAAAAGAAAAUCUGUAAUAGCGAAAAAUCUUUUGUCUCUUGGCAGCAGCAUCAUAAAGGAUCUUGUAUUUUUAUUUAUUGUUAAAAUUUAAACAUAUGAAAAUUUAUUUGUCUACAGGGCUAAAGAUUUUUUUUUUACUCAUUCUGCUGUUUACACUGUGUAUCUGUUUUUAAAGUGAUAUUUCUCCUGAGGCAGGAAUCAGCCUCAGACUUGCUGCCUCUCAGGUGGCCCUGACGUGUGAGCCAGCACAGUUGUUCCGGCUUUUCUGCCUCCUGUCUUCUGCACCCAUUCUCACUUUGAAAAUAGCUAAAAUUGCGUCUCAUGAAGCACAGACACAAAUCUGAAAAAAAACAAACAAAAAAACUUGGAACGAUUCAUCGCCCCAGUUAAGUUUCUGUGUGUUGGAAGAGUUUGCAGCGGGACGAUGAGGGAAGAGAAAGUAACACUACCCCGACACCUGGAACAGCCAAUACUGGGUCAGAGCACAUGAGAAUAUGUGUAGCAAAAGUAAGCACAUGAAAUAUCACUUUAAAACUACAAUAUUUCAAAUCUACAGUACAACGCUCUUGUUAAUGAGCUAGAUGUUUGAGGAAAUAUUUUUUCUACCCAGUUUGAAUUUUAUAACCGCACAAUUAAAGAUGUUUUAAAUAUA